CAACAGACCAAGCUCCUCUGCAUGCCCUUGAAGAUUCACAACGCCGGUGAGCAGCACUAAAGAGUAGUGAGCCUCCUCCUGCUCCAUCCAUCCGAAACACCGGCCGGCCGGCCAUGGGAAGCAUCGGAACCACCAACGGCAACGGGAUCGGGCACGGUAGCGCUGCGAUGGCGGCGCCGGCGUGGCGGCAGCACGCGCACGCGGAAGGCCCCGCGGCCAUCCUCGGCAUCGGCACGGCGAACCCCACCGGCGUCGAGAUUCCCCAGGACAUCUUCGCCGAGAACCUCUUCCGCGUCACCAAGAGCGACCACCUCACUCACCUCCAGCACAAGCUUACCAGAAUCUGCGAGAAGACGGGCAUCGACAAGCGGCACUUCCACCUGACGGAGGAGACGCUGGUGGCGCACCCGGAGCUGUACGACCACGAGGCGCCGUCGCUGGACAACCGCAUCGCCAUGACCGUCGACGCCGUGCCCAAGCUGGCGCAGCGCGCGGCGGACAAGGCCAUCGCCGACUGGGGCCGCCCGGCGAGCGACAUCACCCACCUCGUCUUCAGCACCUACUCCGCCUGGGGCGCCCCGAGCGCCGACCUGCGGCUGGCCACGCUGCUCGGCCUCCGCCCCACGGUCUCCCGCACCAUCCUCAGCCUCCACGGCUGCUACGGCGGCGGCAGGGCGCUGAACCUCGCCAGGGAGCUCGCCGAGAACAACCGCGGUGCGCGCGUCCUCGUGGCCUGCGCCGAGAUCACGCUCGUCUGCUUCGGCGGGCCCGACGGCGGCAACCUCGUCGGCCACGCGCUAUUCGGGGACGGCGCCGGCGCGGUUAUCGUCGGCGCCGGGCCCUUCCGGGACGGCGAGCAGAGCCCCAUCUUCGAGAUGGUCCACGCCACGCAGACCACGCUGCCCAAGACCGAGCACGCGCUCGGCAUGCAGGUCUCCGGCAGCGGCGUCGACUUCCACCUCGCCAUCCAGGUGCCGACGCUCAUCGGCCAGAACGUGGAGCGCUGCCUCCUCCACGCGUUCCGCGGCGGAGACGACGACGACGGCGACGGUGGUGCUGCUCGUCUGCCGUGUCCAUUAUCCGGGAACGGGAAGUGGAACGACCUCUUCUGGGCGGUACACCCGGGCGGCCGUCCGAUCCUGGACAACAUAGACAAGGUGCUGGAGCUCGAGCCGGAGAAGCUGGCGGCCAGCCGGCACGUGCUCCGGGAGUACGGCAACAUGAGCGGCGCCACCAUUGUGUUCGUGCUCGACGAGCUGCGCCGGCGCCGGAGCAUGCUGCCGGAGUGGGGCGCCAUGCUGGCCUUCGGACCCGGAGUCACAAUCGAGACCAUGGUGCUCCGCUGUCCACGCUAGCUCGCUCGCUCGCUCAUCCAUGCCGUCCUUCCCUUCCUCAAACCUACUUAAUUAUAUUAUACGUAUAUACGUACGUGUUUGUGUGUGCGCGUAUCAAACUAAAUGGACACGUAUAUACGUACGUCACUCCAAUCAAAUUAAGGCCGCAAACGGCCAUGUCGAUCGACCCACUGAGCUUUCAGUCCAUGUCCCUUAUUUACGAAAAGCUAGCAAAGUAAUCAUAUAUAUAUGUAGUACCCGGGUGUAAUAUGAUUCAAAAGAAAAACUGUGUUCGGAUGUAAUAAAAUGUAAAUUUAAUUUCCUA
Messenger RNA from Hordeum vulgare subsp. vulgare (domesticated barley), 1659 nucleotides. Its product is annotated as bisdemethoxycurcumin synthase-like. Gene Ontology annotation, molecular function: acyltransferase activity, transferring groups other than amino-acyl groups. The transcript has 2 exons. Gene Ontology annotation, biological process: polyketide biosynthetic process. Lineage: Eukaryota; Viridiplantae; Streptophyta; Magnoliopsida; Poales; Poaceae. The coding region runs from base 114 to 1355 and encodes 413 amino acids. The record is from RefSeq and is a predicted model, not a curated record.